This is a messenger RNA of Geodia barretti, 3133 nucleotides long. NCBI's taxonomy places the organism in Eukaryota, Metazoa, Porifera, Demospongiae, Tetractinellida, Geodiidae. The record is from the annotation of a GenBank genome assembly.
ACCUGGGAUUUCCCCUCUUCCGCGCAUGCGCACAGCGUGCCUUUAGCGGUCAUGGGGAAAACUCCUCGAAGUGGGAAACACGCUUCUUCUUCAGGCGUCGCCUCAACGGCGGCGGCAGCUGGCGGAUCAUCCCACCACCAGAAGCAGAAGGUGUCCUCCACCAUCGCCACCAUGUUGAACGAGCUGUCCACUCUCGUUAGAGAGACUCAGAGCGAGAGGGAGGCGAGCGAAAACACACUGAGCAACACCGCAAAGACACACGACCGAAUGAAGAACGAGCAGAGAAUAUCCCCGUACUUCAAGCAGAAGCUGCAAGGACUCUACCAGACUGCACUGCAGGAUGCCAAGAGAGAGCUGGCGCAAGUGGAGCAAGCCCUGGACAAGGUGGCUGAGAUCAGACAAGAGAUAGGAGAGAAGCAAUCUCGGCCAGCUACACAACCUCUCAACUUUGAGGAUAUUCAGGCCAGAAAAUCGGGAAUGCGGAGAGGAAUGUUGAUGACAGUGUUACAGCAGUAUGCACAGGAGCAAGAUGUCUGGCGGGGAAAGCAAGGAGAGAGUAUUCCACCUCUUACUGGUGCCAUACCAGCUGAUGAGAAACACAAGUGUAAACCAGAGGACCAGGUGGCGGCGAGGGUUCGUACAGAGGACGGAGAGGAGCAGUGGAUCCUGGCCGAGGUCGUCUCUUACAACUCCCACAAUCACCGCUACGUCGUUGACGAUAUUGACGAGGAGGGGCACAACGAGAAGAGGAGGUAUCAUGUGAGUAAGAGGAGGAUCAUUCCUCUGCCUCGGUAUAAGGUGGACCCCAAGGUCCACCCUCCGGCUCUCUUCAAACCUAAACAGCUGGUGCUGGCACUAUAUCCUCAGACUACUUGUUUCUACAGAGCAGUCAUCCACCAGCAACCAGUUGAUAUCUCCAAUGAAUACUCGGUGUUGUUUGAGGACACUACCUACACAGAUGGUUACUCCCCUCCACUGGAGGUACCCCAGAGAUAUGUACUGCCUGUCAGAGAGACGCGGAAAAAGUAGACUCUUUUUGUGCAUUUCACAUCUUUGCUCACUCUAGUCUAAGGAUGGUUGGGUUUUGUUUUUCCAUCAUGUGUAUAUUUACUGCACACUCAAAAAUAAUUCACGCCCUAACUCAGUUUUGGUCACUACACAGUAACUUGUUCUGUGGUGCUAUUGGCACUGCUUGCGUCGCUAUCCUCAACGUAUCGUUCCUCCAAGUCGCCCCAGUCCCCGUUUCCUUCACCACGUGGUAGGCAACCCUCCCACCCACUAUGGGUGCACCCAGCGUGGCUAGGAACGGGAUGGUUGCGAGCAACCCGAGAGCCUUGGCCGUGCUCUCUGAUUCUUUAGCUUUAGCUGCCAUUCCACCGGUGGAUAGGACUGGAGCCAUCAUUGUGCCGUUGACGAACCCGAUUGCUGAUAGGGCAAUGCGAGCUAGUCUCCCUAGUCGAGUCCCAGACUUGAGCCCGCCUUCCUUCACCAGACUUUGGAUCUCCUGCCUUGCCUUGUGCGCCUCGUCAUUCCAUGACGCCACUUCAAACUCGUACCCCGUGUUUGUUUUUAGGUUCUUGACGAUGCACCAACGCUCAGACUUGGUUUCGACUUCCUCCCACUUUUUGUUUUCCAAUCUGUACUUGACGAUGUACUUCUUGGCUGCUUGUGGGUGGAUGGCGGGCUCUUUCCACUGGAGUUUGAUCCUGUCCGUUGCUUUUCCGACAACUUUCAAUUUUUUCGGAGGGCCUGGAAUGGCUUGCAUGGACUCCUUGAUUUGUUCCAAGUGUUCGUUUCUGCGUGCAUAGACCUUGUCUCUGGCUGGGCCUUUUGCACCAUCUCCGUAGUCUCCUUUGAGUCUCUCUAUGCUACUACAGAGCUCAACAGCCACUUCCGCGUUGUACUUGUUGAGAGCCUUUGCUGAUUUUGUCAUGACUUCAUGUUCUUUAAGAAGUUUGUCCCACAAUUCUUCACACUGCUUGUCGGAUUCUCUGUAGUUGUCUGUUGUAAACUGAAGCAGUUUCCCUGACUUGACCCCCUCCAUUGUAUCCAUCCCUCCUUCCCCCUCUUCCACAAUGGCAUCCUUGAACCUCUUCAUCAUUGAUUUGUAGAGGUCGCCUUGUUCCACUGGUGGAUCAUCUGGUCCAGGCUGGGGGAUUAUCUGCCGCAUCUUUUCACUGAGUUUAUCUCUCUUUGCAUCAAAGACCACCCAGUGACAUCCUAUGAGGGUGGGCUUGUCGCUGUCUUCUUCAGGAAUCGAAUGCUCCAUUGGAAGGCUUCCUUCGACUUUUGCCGUCAUUUCCUCCACGUACAAGCCCACGGAUUUCUCCACCUCUUCUGCUAGCUUCAGCUCGAUAACCGCACCCCAGGCACCCUCCAGACUCGGCACCGACCCCUUCUCGUUGAGUGCAUUGAUGUACGUCUCUGCCAGCUCCGCCAGAACCUCUCCUGUGACUCUGAUACCCUCCCCGAACCCCACCUUGGGUCUAACACUGGCCUUUAUCCCUCCCUCGCCGUUGAUGAGUUUCUCAGAUUCCUCUUUUGAACUCCUCACCGAUAUUCUUUUCCUCUUGCAGAGUAUUUCCAAGCUCCAGGUUUGGUGUUGGGAGGCUGACGCACAGCAGAGGUGGAGGGAAGAGGGUACGAAUCGCAGUGACAAUACUGUCGUAGUCCUUCUGCCCAGUUGGCUUGAGGACUUCUGCAUUCAGAUACUCAAUCAGUGGAGGGUCUUCCUCUUCGCGGAUGACAUCACGAAGUAACCACAUGAAGUGCGGAAAAUACUUUCGGAGCUCUGCUGGGUCACUUGCUCGUCCAUGGUCAUUGACCGUUAUGGCAGUAGAAAGGUGGGCAAAUGAGCUCAUGUUCUGCAAGUCGGCCAGUCCCGGGACAUUCUGGGAGUUGUAGAUGAGGAAGGAGCUGAGGAGGAUGGUUGCAACCAGGAGUUUGGUGGUGAAGGACUCGGGCCCCUCUCCCUCCACGGCACCGAUGCCCUCAGUGUCCAACACCAACAGCACGAACUCGUCGCACUCGAGAGCCGUGGUCGACAGCCAGAUACCCCGCGUGCACGCCUCCAUCGUGUGGCCCAGCAUGAACGUCCCCCGGCGUCUCCACCACACGAGAGAUGAAGAACGAC